Mus pahari (shrew mouse) is the source of this 2374-nucleotide messenger RNA. RefSeq names its product G protein-coupled receptor 135 (gene Gpr135). The transcript has a single exon. The record is from RefSeq and is a predicted model, not a curated record. Gene Ontology annotation, molecular function: G protein-coupled receptor activity. NCBI's taxonomy places the organism in Eukaryota, Metazoa, Chordata, Mammalia, Rodentia, Muridae. The coding region runs from base 183 to 1556 and encodes 457 amino acids. Gene Ontology annotation, cellular component: membrane. Gene Ontology annotation, biological process: G protein-coupled receptor signaling pathway.
GUCCCGCCCCGCGCUCCUGCGUAAAGAGGCGGUUCCCUCGGCAACGCCUGGAACCCACGUCAAGGUUCCACCAGCCCCGGGUGGUGACCGAGUCCCACCCACUCCCCGCCGCUGCGGUUCUGGUCCGCACAACCUUUCACCCUGCUGCGGGAUGAGCAGAGCGGCGGCCUGCGUGGAACCCCAUGGAGGAGCAGGCGCGGCCUCCUGGCCGCCCGGCCACGAGUUCAACCUUGCCGGGUAGCGCGCAUCCGGGAGGGGCGGCUUCCACGGCCACUGCGGCCGCGCUGUCGUUCAGCUCCGUAGCCACCGUAACGCUGGGAAACCAGAGCGAUGCGGGCAGGCCGGAGGCAGUGGGGUCUCGGGGACCCGCACCGCUGCUAUGGCAUGGGGCAGCGGUGGCCGCCCAGGCGCUCGUGCUCCUGCUCAUCUUCUUGCUGUCUAGUCUGGGCAACUGCGCGGUGAUGGGGGUGAUCGUGAAGCAUCGGCAACUGCGCACAGUCACAAACGCCUUCAUCCUGUCGCUGUCCCUGUCGGACCUGCUCACCGCGCUGCUCUGCCUACCCGCCGCCUUCCUCGAUCUAUUCGCGCCGCCCGGGGACUCGGGGCCCUGGCGUAGCUUCUGCGCAGCCAGCCGCUUCUUCAGUUCGUGUUUCGGCAUCGUCUCCACGUUCAGCGUGGCGCUCAUCUCGCUGGACCGCUACUGCGCCAUCGUGCGGCCGCCGCGGGACAAGCUGGGCCGGCGGCGCGCGCUGCAGCUGCUGGCCGGCGCAUGGCUGGCUGCGCUGGGCUUCUCCUUGCCCUGGGACCUGCUCAGGGCACCCCGGGAGCCCCCCGCUCCACAGAGCUUCCACCGCUGCCUUUACAGAACCUCCCCAGACCCUGCGCGGCUGGGCGCCGCCUACAGCGUGGGACUGGUGGUGGCUUGCUACUUGCUGCCCUUCCUGCUGAUGUGUUUCUGCCGCUACCACAUCUGCAAGACCGUGCGCCUAUCGGACGUGCGCGUGCGGCCGAUGACCACCUACGCGCGCGUGCUGCGCUUCUUCAGCGAGGUGCGCACAGCCACCACCGUGCUCAUCAUGAUUAUCUUCGUCAUGUGCUGCUGGGGCCCCUACUGCUUCCUGGUGCUGCUGGCCGCGACCCGGCAGGGUCAGGCCACGCAGGCUCCCUCGCUGCUCAAUGUGGCGGCUGUUUGGCUGACCUGGGCCAAUGGGGCUAUUAACCCGGUCAUAUAUGCCAUCCGCAACCCCAACAUUUCCAUGCUCCUAGGACGCAACCGCGAAGAAGGGUACAAGACUAGAAACAUGGAUGCUUUUUUGCCUAGCCAAGGCCUAGGUUUUCAGGCUAGAAGUCGCAAUCGCCUUCGAAAUGGCUGUGCCAACAGGCUUGGGGCUUGCAGCAGAAUGCCUUCUUCCAACCCAGCUAGUGGGUCAGGAGGGGAAGUGGUCAUGUGGGCUCGAAAAAAUCCAGUUGUGCUCUUCUUCCGAGAGGGUCCACCGGACUCAGUUAUGGAAGUCGGCAAACAGCAUAAGUCUGAAACCAGGGACAGCAGCAUUUAAGAAGGGCAGCUUGUAAUAGCACAUGUCCACCCCUCUCAUUGAAUGAUGUAGGAACCCGGGGAUAAUCGUUUAUUUAAAACUAAACAUAAAGCCAAACAUUUAAAACUAAAAAGACAGAAGUGGGAGAGUUACCACUUCAUUCUCAAACUUAAAAUGUAAAAGAACAUUUCCUUUCUUCAAAAGUGGCCAAGGGAAUGUGAAGUGCAAAAAAAAUUAAAAACAAUCUUAAGCCACACAACCAAGCAUUGUAAGGCGUAAGUACUAAAAAGCAACAACAACAACUAAAUAAAUAAAUAAAAUUCACCGUUAUGGAAGAGCUCAUGUUACAGGAAUCACACUGUGAGACAAAAAUCAUUGAACUGAACGUAACAGUUGUAUUCAAAUACUGGUUUUUGUUUGCUUGUUUGAUUCCAAUGAACUGACUACCUUGGAUCUGUUUGAAGCCCCUGUACUUUCACCAGCAUUCGGCAGACCUUCGAUUCUAGAUCCUGCACGGCUGACCGGCUUUGGGUGCUCAGAGCAGGAAUGUCAUUACCCGUAUUGGUGUGCUCUCCCUCCCGGAAUUUUUGUGCAAGAUUUUAAAUUUAGAGUUUAUUUUAAAAAGACUUCUGGAUUUUGUAAAGGUCUUUUAUUACUGGAUAUAAUUCAGCGGUCCAAAGGGCAAAGAGAACAUACUGUCGUUGUUUAAACAGAAGUCUAAUAUUAUACAUAAAAACCAAUGUUUCUUCUAAGCCCGUUUUUGCCUCCCAAAUUAUCUGUCUUGGAAAAUCCCAGCUGUGUCCUUCCUAGAAACUGUUCCCAUUUGAUAGCUUGUAUGG